This is a messenger RNA of Cadophora gregata, 1512 nucleotides long. RefSeq lists its product as uncharacterized. Lineage: Eukaryota; Fungi; Ascomycota; Leotiomycetes; Helotiales; Ploettnerulaceae. The transcript has 4 exons. The coding region runs from base 1 to 1512 and encodes 503 amino acids. The record is from RefSeq and is a predicted model, not a curated record.
AUGAACUGGGCAACGAUUGCUCCCGAGACCCGCCUCUACAAGGGAAAAGCACUAUUCAGGUGGGAAGUGUCUCCAGGCCUUGAACACCACUGUGGCAUCUGUGCUACGCCUUUGCACAAUGGACGUGCCAAGACAAGUUGCAUAGGGAAGCAUGUUGAGCCUUGCUAUAGGUUCCACCAGCAAUUACAUUUCGUUGGCAAAUCGCACGAAUGUUUUGGCUGCAACUCCUCCGAUGAGCUGCACCAUAGCCGCCACAAGGAAAUUCUCAAGAUUGUACGACAAAUCGCAGCCCUAGACGAGCCUAAUACUGUCUUUCCGCCUGCCAAAGCGUCCAGUUCAAGAGGGAGACGUGGAUCUUCAGCGACAAACUCCAACAGCACCUUAACAGAUACGGGUUCGGAGUGUCCAAGCGUAGAUGAUACAAGAGUUACCAGACGGGAAAAGAAGAAAGCCAAGAAAUCGGGGAAUGGUAGAAGAGAUAGGAAGUCAUUCGAAGCGUUUCCCCUAGACGAAACCGACUUCAUCAGUGAAGCGAUACACCUAACCGUACAUGAGAGCAAGGGAGCUUGGGAGGGCACCUAUGUCUACGACUACAGUGGCACUGCUGUUGACGAAAGCCCAGUCAUCGAGGAAAAUGAUGCCGAGUACGAUGAGGAGAGCAUGGUGGCUCGUUUCGAAUCUUUCGCGGUCAAGUCUCCUGCCACGCCAUUGAGGGAUAUGACACCUCGGCAACGAAAGAUUGUCAAGAGGACGAGUACUCCAGUAAAGUAUGCUAGCCAUGGUCUCGGAUCCCGAAAGUACUCCACCCAGUUCGCCGCCGCCGCGACAGACGCCUAUGAUGGUGUCGACCCUGAGAUUUUCUUCCGUCUCGGCAUCGAAGUUGUUAGUCCUCCCAAGAAUUCCAGAACACGGAAGGAUUUGGUUGCCAAACUCGUUGCUGCGGUCAAGGAAGAUAUAGAGAUCAUAACCAGAGAAGAUAAAGAGACCGAAAUGAGGGCCGAGGGAUUCUGGAGGUGGGCCGGUAGAAACGCAUACAACACCAUACUUCAAACAAGAGAGAAUCUGGAUUGGGCAACGGGCCAAAAGAAGGGUAUUCGCCUUCCGCAGUUUGAGCACUUCGAUGAUGAGGACAUGGAAGAAGAUGAUCAAGCGCCGGGCGGACAAGCUGAGAAGGAAAAGCCUAAGCCAAACUUGGACAAAGCGAUAGCAGAGACUGUCCUCAAGGCUAAGAUAGUUGACGAAGAUGGUUUCACAAUUGCAUCAAGCAAGAAAGGGUCCACCAAGAAGGUUCAAGGCAAUUCGAAGAAGUUCACCAAGCUCCCACUCAAUUACAAGCUUGCCAAUCACUCUCUGGAAAUCGAUGAGGAAGAGGAAGGAGAAGAUGUUGUUGAGAUGCUUCGACGGUAUGAGCAAAAGAAGUGUGGAGAACGCAAUCUUGGAGGUAUCUACGAUGGAUCUACCCCUGAUCGUCGCCCUGGACGUGGCAAGGCGCGGACCCUUAUAAUCAAGUAA